Messenger RNA from Peromyscus maniculatus bairdii (prairie deer mouse), 2149 nucleotides. The record is from RefSeq and is a predicted model, not a curated record. Lineage: Eukaryota; Metazoa; Chordata; Mammalia; Rodentia; Cricetidae.
UUCUGAGGGAGGGAGGACUGUUGGGGAAGGUCUUCCAAGGUGAAGGGAGCCCAUUGGGACUUAUCUGGAGCUGAGGAUUUAAUUGGGGACAAGUGUCCAAGAGGGAUUGAGAAUGAGGGAAGAGAGAUGGAAUAGAAUCAUAGAAGACAAUAUUGCUUAGGGCAAGUAAUGUUUAGGGACAGAGCAAUGUCAGGGCACUGGGGCCCAGGAUGGGUUGGAGGGGCUAUGAGUAGGUAUAUAGGCUGAGCUCCAAGGAGAUCAGUGUAGGGGUCUCUAAGAGGGACCAGGGUUCAGGGCUUUGGAGUAGCACACCUGACCCUGAGGGCGGAGGGGAGCUUGCCGUGCAGGGAUGGGCCAGCCUGUUACCGGUCAGAUUCUUCAAGCCGGAUUUAUGAUGAACAGGAUUAGCAUGAAUGAACCAGGCUUUGGUGGGGUCAGACUUGGGAGACAGGACCUCCAAUCCAACAGGACUGGAAUUGAGUCGGGAGGUAUGGGGGGGGCAUUCUGAAGAUUCUUGGUGAAGGCCCUGGACUUGGUGGGCUCAGAAGGAAAACUCUAGACAUUGACCUUGGGGGACUUGAGAGACAGGAUUGAACAAAGAUGAGUAUUCCACUGGGGUUUGGUAUGUUGCAUCCCAUUUGGGUAGGAACUGUGAUGUGCAGUCAGGAGGCUUCAAGGGACCCAGAGACUCCAAAAGGAAGCCCGAUUAGGGAUGGGGACUGGACCAGCUCAGACAGCGGUUUAGCUAUUAGUAAGGAUGGAGUCCAGCUGUGCAGGAUCAAGGAAGAGGUGGGUAGGAGCUUGGGAAGCCGAUAUCAGGACAGGGCCUCAUGGAGAUGGUACAAGGUCUACCACGGAGACAAGGGUGGCAAGUGGCACUCAACAAGGCAAGAAGAAGAGGUUCGAGGCCCAGGGCCCCAGCCAGUCCCCAGCCCUGCUGGGAGCCCCGGCCAGCACCACGGACGGCACCCAGGAAGCCCGAGUCCCCCUGGACGGGGCCUUCUGGAUUCCCAGGCCACCAGCAGGUUCACCCAAGGGCUGUUUCACCUGUGUGUCCAAGCCUCCCGCCCUGCAGGCUGCAGCGGCCCCAGCCCCUGAGCCCUCGGCCUCGCCCCCCAUGGCGCCCACUCUGUUCCCCAUGGAAUCUAAAAGCAGCAAGACUGAUAGCGUUCGGGCAUCAGGUGUCCCGCCGGCCUGCAAGCACUUAGCCGAGAAGAAGACCAUGACGAACCCCACAACAGUCAUCGAGGUCUACCCCGACACCACGGAGGUGAACGACUACUAUCUGUGGUCCAUCUUCAACUUCGUCUACCUCAACUUCUGCUGCUUGGGCUUCAUUGCUCUGGCCUACUCCCUCAAAAUCUUCUCAGGAGACAGUGGUCAGGCCUCGGGGCUUCUUGGAGGGAUGUGCAGAGUCAGCAUAGACCAGGCUAACUCUGACCUGAUGCCUGGAAAUCAGUCCACCUGUGUAUCUAGCUGCAGCCUCCUGACCAGCUGCACCUGCCACUUAUGCAGCCCAACGCAAGCAUGUCCAAGGACAGCAGGUUCGGGACAAGAAGCUCCUGAAUGACCUGAAUGGAGCCGUGGAAGAUGCCAAGACAGCACGGCUGUUUAACAUCACCAGCUCUGCGCUGGCAGCCUCCUGCAUCAUCCUCAUCUUCAUUUUCCUGCGGUACCCCCUCACUGACUACUGAGCCCAGCAGGCAGUGGCCUUGGAGACACAAUGCUGAUACUGAUGGUCACAGAGAUUCAGGAUGCUGACAGUAUGGGGCAGAAUGGGCUCCUACCAAGGCCCAGAGCCAUGCAUGGCAGCAAGGCCACCAGAAGCUGAGUGCCCAGUGGAGUGGCACACUCCUCCCAGCCUCCUAUCUGCCUCCUGCCCCCAUCCUGCUGUCACUGGGUCUCUGGGCACCCUCUCACAAUGCUGCCUGGCUGCCAGUGGCUGCCCUCCCUGACCUGUGCACCCCACCCAGGUUCCUGCUCCCCUCAGACCUGACACCCAGCAAGAAGGGCUUAUGUGGGAGCUCCCGGAAUAGGGGCUGCCAGCACCUGGGGCUCCCUCACUCCUGACCCCAACUUCCUCCAAGCUGUGACCCCUGCUCCAAGCUCUUGUAUCUGUGAACUUUCAUUAAAACAUGUGCCCAGCUCA